This is a messenger RNA of Dromiciops gliroides (monito del monte), 1000 nucleotides long. RefSeq names its product caveolin 3 (gene CAV3). Gene Ontology annotation, biological process: caveola assembly; regulation of membrane depolarization during cardiac muscle cell action potential. Gene Ontology annotation, cellular component: caveola. Gene Ontology annotation, molecular function: connexin binding; transmembrane transporter binding; molecular adaptor activity. The record is from RefSeq and is a predicted model, not a curated record. Lineage: Eukaryota; Metazoa; Chordata; Mammalia; Microbiotheria; Microbiotheriidae. The transcript is spliced from 2 exons. The coding region runs from base 118 to 570 and encodes 150 amino acids.
UUCACAGGCAGAGAGUAGAAAUCUGGGAACACUGAAUUUGCCACUUCCCUCAAGGGUCUUCCCCCCCUCCCCAUCCAAAAGGAUUUGGGGCUUUUCUCGGGCAAAGUGAGAGCUACCAUGGCUGAAGGACAGACAGACCUGGAAACCAGAAUCAUCCAGGAUAUACACAGUAAAGAGAUUGAUUUGGUGAACCGGGACCCGAAGCAUAUUAACGAAGAUGUGGUCAAGGUGGAUUUUGAAGAUGUGAUCGCUGAGCCUGAGGGCACCUACAGUUUUGACGGCGUCUGGAAGGUCAGCUACACUACCUUCACAGUCAGCAAGUAUUGGUGCUAUCGCCUGAUCUCCACCCUGCUGGGCGUCCCACUGGCCCUCCUCUGGGGCUUCAUCUUUGCCUGCAUCUCCUUCUGCCACAUCUGGGCCGUGGUACCCUGCAUCAAGAGCUGCCUGAUUGAGAUGCAGUGCAUCAGCCGCAUCUAUUCCCUCUGUGUCCACACCUUCUGCCAUCCCGUGUUUGCUGCCCUUGGCCAAGUCUUCAGCAGCAUCAAAGUGGCCUUGAGAAAGGAGGCCUAGAUAAGGUUGGGGAGGAGGGGAAAGGCAAAACCAGUGAGUCUGGGGUGGGAGGGAGGGAAGAGGGGACAGAAUGCCACAACUUGUUCCACAAUAACACUCCAUGGGGAUUUCUACGUAUUUUGUUUUUUAGAGACUUGUUGUUCUUUCUGAGACAAGAAUGUGCAAAGAAAGGGGAAAUGACAUAAUGACAUUUGAGCACACUGGUCCUCAUUCUGUCCCUGUCCCUUACCGUGGGAUCCUACAACUGGGAUGAUGGCCAUUUGCUCAGAGGGCAGCUACUGUAUGAGUCUUGGCACUCAUUUGUACUGUAAUCUUAAGUCUUCACUGUAAUGGCAUGAAACCAGCCUCUUCCCACCUGGGAUCAUUGUUUCCUGAAACCCCAGGAACCCCUAUAUUUUAGUGACAACAUGCAAUCACUAUUGGCAGAUUG